Acanthamoeba castellanii str. Neff is the source of this 633-nucleotide messenger RNA. RefSeq names its product EF hand domain containing protein. Bases 1 to 633 code for a protein of 210 amino acids. Gene Ontology annotation, molecular function: calcium ion binding. Lineage: Eukaryota; Discosea; Longamoebia; Acanthamoebidae. The transcript is spliced from 4 exons. The record is from RefSeq and is a predicted model, not a curated record.
AUGUCUAAGAUUGCUGCGCAGAAGGCCAUCGCCGAACACCUUAAGAAGGUCGAGGAGGAGGAAGGUCCGCCCGCGCUUUCGCGUCGCGUGUUCGAGAAGUACGACAAGGACGAGAGCGGCACGAUCGACCGCAACGAGUUCAAGGCCAUGUGCUACGACCUCGGCUACUACCUCUCCGAGGCCGAGACCGACAUCGCCUUCCGCACCAUCGACCUCUCGGGCAACGGCGACAUCACCUACGACGAAUUCUACCAGGCACGCCACCACCGCACACGCCGCACGCACCGCACACGCACACGCACACGUCGCACGCGGCUGACAAUGAGUUUCUGGCGGAACGACAAGCGGUUCGAGAACCUGCACAAGAACCCGGCCGAGCUGCAGCGCCUGCAGGCCGCCGUCGCCUACUUCCAGUUCUUUGACCAGGACAAGAGCGGACAGCUCGACAAGCAGGAGUUCGCGUCCCUGCACGCGGACCUCGUCAAGAACAACAUGACCACCCACGACCUGGAGUCCUGCUUCGAAGAACUCGACACCGACGGCAGCGGUACGAUCUCGUUCAACGAGUACGUCGAGUGGAUCUCGUGCGCGCGGGUGCCCAAGGUCAAGGUCCUGCCUCCGCCUUCGGUCUAA